AUGAUGGAGCCAGCUGGCGAUGCAUGUUGUGGGGCCACUGCUCGAGCUCUGGAUAUGUUCAAUCGUCGUGGUUCGGUGAUUGCCGUCGUGAUAGGAGGUAACACGCCCGAAUUGGUCUCGUCGUGUUCCGCUUCUUCAUCAACGGUUAUCACAGAUCAUCCAUCCUCUAAUUCAGACAUGGAAGCGUUAAGCUCCGCUGAUCCACAAAGUGAUUGGCGGCCACCGUAUCCUCGUCUAAUUGCAUUCCAUGACUGCCUUUCACUUGCUUCUGCUUGGUCACUUGGUCUCAACCCGUCACUGCUCGAUGACAGACCCACUGGUAUGUUUACUGGAGCUUAG
Cooperia oncophora is the source of this 339-nucleotide messenger RNA. NCBI's taxonomy places the organism in Eukaryota, Metazoa, Nematoda, Chromadorea, Rhabditida, Trichostrongylidae. The record is from the annotation of a GenBank genome assembly.